AUGGAAAAGAAGGAGAUUCAAGAUGAUCAGCAAAAGAAAGUGGAGGCAGAGAGGGAGAGCCAAAUAAGAGAAGAGACAAAGCAUAAGGCCGAGGCCCAUGAGCAACCGCCCAACAUAUCACCGAUGGAGCCGGUAACCCGCUGCGCCUACGGCGGUGGAAUGUACGGCACCGAGGAGGGACAACCAGAAGAGCCACCGGGGAAUAAGACACCAGCCAGUGAAACCCAGAGUGCUGACGGCCCAGUUGAAUUCGCUGAAACCCGGCCCAAGCAUACACCUCCACCUUCUACAGGUGACAGAGACAUUGAUAUCACCGGCCAAUCAUAUAUUCAGUGA
Molecule: messenger RNA, 336 nt
Organism: Morus notabilis
Lineage: Eukaryota; Viridiplantae; Streptophyta; Magnoliopsida; Rosales; Moraceae
Exons: 1
Coding region: 1-336 (111 amino acids)
Source: RefSeq, a predicted model, not a curated record